CCCGUCACAAGGCCCCGCAGCGUCUCCCGAGUCGCAGGCGCAGGCCCAGCCGAGCCGGCCGCCGAGCGGGUGCUGGUGUGGGUGCGGGCGCAGCCGCCAUCGACCGCGCGGUCGCGCACCGGACACCGUGCGCACCGUUCCGGAGGCGCCCCGCGAGUGGGGGAGACCACAGAACCUGAGGCCAUGCCCCAUGAAAAGAGUUUCUUGGUGUCUGGGGACAGCUAUCCUCCCCCCAAUCCUGGAUAUCCUGGGGGGCCCCAGCCCUCCAUGCCUCCCUACCCGGGGGCCCCUUACCCACAGCCCCCUUUCCAGCCUUCCCCAUAUGGCCAGCCAGGGUAUCCCCAGGGCCCCAGCCCCUACCCUCAAGGGGGCUACCCUCAGGGCCCCUACCCCCAAGGAGGCUACCCUCAGGGCCCCUACCCUCAAGGGGGCUACCCGCAGGGGCCAUAUCCGCAGAGCCCCUUUCCCCCCAACCCCUACGGACAACCACAGGCCUUCCCGGCACAGGACCCUGGCUCACCUCAGCGUGGAAACUAUCAUGAAGAGGGUCCCCCGUCCUACUACGACAACCAGGACUUUCCUGCCACCAACUGGGAUGACAAGAGCAUCCGCCAGGCCUUCAUCCGGAAGGUGUUCCUGGUGCUGACCCUGCAGCUGUCCGUGACGCUGUCCACUGUGGCCGUGUUCACCUUUGUCGGGGAGGUGAAGGGCUUCGUCCGGGAGAACGUGUGGACGUACUAUGUGUCCUAUGCAGUCUUCUUCGUCUCCCUCAUCGUCCUCAGCUGCUGCGGAGACUUCCGGCGGAAGCACCCCUGGAACCUGGUUGCACUGUCCAUCCUGACCGUCAGCCUGUCCUACAUGGUGGGGAUGAUCGCCAGCUUCUACAACACUGAGGCGGUCAUCAUGGCCGUGGGCAUUACGACAACCGUCUGCUUCACGGUGGUCAUCUUCUCCAUGCAGACCCGCUACGACUUCACCUCGUGCAUGGGCGUGCUCCUGGUGAGCAUGGUGGUGCUGGUCAUCUUUGCCAUCCUCUGCAUUUUCAUCCGGAACCGCAUCCUGGAGAUCGUGUACGCCUCGCUGGGCGCCCUGCUCUUCACCUGCUUCCUGGCAGUGGACACCCAGCUGCUGCUGGGGAACAAGCAGCUGUCCCUGAGCCCGGAGGAGUAUGUGUUUGCCGCGCUGAACCUGUACACGGACAUCAUCAACAUCUUCCUGUACAUCCUCACCAUCAUCGGCCGCGCCAAGGAGUAGCCCGCGCCCGGGCCCCACUCAGGUGGCCUGGAUGGCCUGGACCCUGCCCCUGGUGUGGCAGUGCCAUCAUACCUCCCCUCUCUCUCUCUCUGGGCACCGCCUGGGAGUGAGGGGCCCCCCCUCCGACCCUCCUGUGUGUAUACUGCAGAUACUUUUGUCUGGACCCGCCGUGGCCAGCAUGGCCCCUUCUAGCCCUCCGGCCCGCCACAGGGCAGCGGGGCCAGGUCUCCAUGCCUCCUCCUGCCCACUCACUGUUGCAUGAGCCCUGUCUGCCAGCCCACCCCAGGGUCUGGGGGCGACACCAGGUCCCAGGGGAGAGGGGUGAAGCCAGGAGGUGCGGGUGCACGUCUCCCCUCCGGUUCCAGCCCCCUCCCAUGCCUGGCAUAGAGAACCCUCUCCCUCCCCUCCCCUCCCCCGCCCCGGAGCGCUGCCCUCUGGGGGCCUGAGGGCUGAGGAUCUUGUCCCUGUGCUGAGCCCUGAGGGCAGAGAGAUUGAGAGUAUUUCAGGGGAGGAGGGCGCCUUCCUCUCCUCUUGCUGUCUUUAAAAUUCCAAUAAACGGGACCUUCUGCUC
This is a messenger RNA of Acinonyx jubatus (cheetah), 1825 nucleotides long. RefSeq names its product glutamate ionotropic receptor NMDA type subunit associated protein 1 (gene GRINA). Bases 184 to 1254 code for a protein of 356 amino acids. The record is from RefSeq and is a predicted model, not a curated record. Gene Ontology annotation, cellular component: Golgi apparatus; endoplasmic reticulum; membrane. The transcript is spliced from 7 exons. Gene Ontology annotation, biological process: negative regulation of apoptotic signaling pathway. Lineage: Eukaryota; Metazoa; Chordata; Mammalia; Carnivora; Felidae.